This is a messenger RNA of Zootoca vivipara (common lizard), 3439 nucleotides long. It is a transcript of the gene MCM3, whose product is annotated as minichromosome maintenance complex component 3. Gene Ontology annotation, biological process: double-strand break repair via break-induced replication; mitotic DNA replication initiation; DNA strand elongation involved in DNA replication. Gene Ontology annotation, cellular component: MCM complex; nucleus. Gene Ontology annotation, molecular function: ATP hydrolysis activity; single-stranded DNA helicase activity; single-stranded DNA binding. The record is from RefSeq and is a predicted model, not a curated record. NCBI's taxonomy places the organism in Eukaryota, Metazoa, Chordata, Lepidosauria, Squamata, Lacertidae.
GUCGUGAGAGAGCCGGAGCGGAAGGAGGACGGAGCCGGGCGUUGCGAUGGCGGCGGCGUUGGAGCUGGACGAUGCGGAGCUGAGGGAGGCCCAGAGGGACUACCUGGACUUCCUGGACGACGAGGAGGACCAGGGGAUUUACCAGAGUAAAGUCCGGGACAUGAUUAGCGACAACCAGUACCGCCUGAUUGUGAGCAUUAAUGACCUCCGAAGAAAAAAUGAGAAAAGAGCCAGUCGUUUGCUGAACAGUGCCUUCGAGGAGAUGGUGGCUUUCCAGCGUGCCCUGAAGGACUUUGUUGCUUCUGUUGAUGCCACCUAUUCCAAGCAGUAUGAAGAUUUUUACAUUGGGCUUGAGGGCAGCUUUGGAUCUAAACAUGUGACACCACGGACAUUGACAUCCCGCUUUCUCAGCUGCAUUGUCUGUGUGGAGGGUAUUGUAACGAAAUGUUCUUUGGUCCGCCCAAAAAUUGUGCGUAGUGUGCACUAUUGCCCUGCUACCAAGAAGACAAUUGAGCGCCGGUACACAGAUAUGACAUCCCUAGAACCCUUUCCAUCAACUGCUGUUUACCCUACCAAGGAUGAAGAGAACAACCCGCUUGAGACAGAAUUUGGCCUAUCUACCUACAAGGACCACCAGACAAUCGCAAUCCAAGAGAUGCCAGAGAAAGCACCAGCUGGGCAGCUCCCUCGCUCUGUGGACAUCAUUUUAGACGAUGACUUGGUAGACAAGGUGAAACCAGGGGACAGAGUGCAGGUCAUUGGGACGUUCCGUUGUCUGCCAGGAAAGAAAGGCGGCUACACUUCAGGGACAUUUAGGACUAUUCUGAUUGCUUGCCAAGUGAAGCAAAUGAAUAAGGAGGUUCGGCCUGAAUAUUCAUCAGCUGAUAUUUCCAAGAUAAAAAAAUUCAGCAAAAGCCACUCAAAGGAUGUGUUUGAUCAGCUUUCAAGGUCUCUGGCUCCCAGUAUCCAUGGCCAUGAGUACAUCAAGAAGGCAAUUCUCUGCAUGCUGCUAGGUGGAGUGGAGAAGGUGCUGGACAACAAAAGUCGCCUCCGAGGGGAUAUUAACAUCCUGCUAAUUGGUGACCCUUCUGUUGCAAAGUCUCAGUUGCUGCGAUAUGUGCUGUGCACAGCUCCACGGGCCAUCCCCACCACAGGCAGGGGUUCCUCUGGAGUUGGUCUAACUGCUGCCGUCACUACAGAUCCAGAAACUGGAGAGCGUUGUCUGGAAGCAGGUGCCAUGGUCUUGGCUGACCGGGGUGUGGUAUGCAUUGAUGAAUUUGAUAAGAUGUCUGACAUUGACCGCACAGCUAUCCAUGAGGUGAUGGAGCAAGGUCGCGUGACCAUUGCCAAGGCGGGUAUUCAGGCCCAGCUCAAUGCUCGCUGCAGUGUCCUAGCAGCUGCCAACCCAGUAUAUGGAAAGUAUGACCAAUACAAAACCCCUAUGGAGAAUAUUGGCCUGCAGGACUCUUUACUGUCUCGAUUUGAUUUGCUCUUCAUUGUCUUGGAUCAAAUGGAUCCAGAGCUAGAUCGGGAGAUUUCGGACCAUGUUUUGCGGAUGCAUCGUUACAGAGGAGCUGGUGAACAGGAUGGAGAUGCCAUGCCUUUGGGUACCACCGUUGAGCUGUUGGCCACUGAUGAUCCUGCCUUUGCUGAGGAGGAGGACCACGAUCUGCAGGUGUAUGAAAAGCACGACGAUCUACUGCAUGGGCCUAAGAGGAGGAAAGAGAAGAUUGUUAGCGUGGAGUUCAUGAGGAAAUACAUUCAUUUCGCCAAGAUGAUCAAGCCAGUCUUGACCGAGGAGGCAGCAUCCUUCAUCGCUCAGGAAUAUUCUUCUCUUCGCAGUCAGGACCAGAUCAGCUCUGAUGUGGCUAGAACUUCCCCUAUAACAGCCCGUACGCUGGAAACUCUUAUCAGACUCUCAACGGCACAUGCUAAAGCCAGGAUGAGCAAAACAGUGGACAAGCAGGAUGCCAAAGCUGCUUUAGAGCUGGUGCAAUUUGCCUACUUCAAAAAGGUUUUGGAAAAAGAAAAGAAGCGAAAGAAGCAGACUGAAGAUGGUUCAGACCCAGACACAGAGAAUGAAGCUGCAGAAGAAAGUGAAACGAGAGAGAAAAAGAGAAGGAAGACGCGCUCUAGUGAUCGUGAGCCAAUGGAAGGGGAGACUCCUGAUCCCUAUUCCUUCAGUGACACUGAAGAGGAAAUGCCAGAAGUUGAGGCACACACUCCCAAGACUACUGAACCUUUGGGCACUGGUGAGACUAAGUCAGAGUUGGCUGAAUCCAGACUGAAAGCAUUCAAGGCUGCCCUUCUGGGGGUAUUCAAAGCUGCUCAUGCGCAGUCUGUGGGGUUGAAGAGCCUAAUGGAGUCCAUCAAUCGAGACAACCCAAACCCUUUUUCAUCUGCUGAAGUCAAGGUGGCCUUGGAACAGAUGCAAGAUGACAACCAGAUCAUGAUGUCAGAUGACAUAAUUUUCCUAAUCUGAUGAACAGCUCCUUGAUGUGGAGAAUCCCCUUUUCAGCACCUUCCUAUAGGGACCAUCUAAAAAGUUUGGCUUGCCUCACCUGAGCCAUCUAGAUUAGAAGAACUGACUGCAACUUGGGAUGCCUAUGUUAUAAAACAUUUAUGUGGGUUUAUUUACCUUGGGUUUUUUUCUUCUUCCAAGGGUGCAAACAUUUACAUUCAAAAGUACUUAAUUGCAAUCUUUAGUUAAAAAUCUCUGGUAUGUCCUAAAGAAACCAGGCGUGGAAAGAAACAUAUUUGCAAAUCUCCUGUUGUUAAACGUAUAGAGGGUGACAUAGCACAGUGGUGCAAUUCUAAGCUUUUCACCUUUGUCCCCUCAACCAUCAUAGCCUAUCAUACCUGCAAUUUGUUAUUUAGCAGCUCAAAUUUUCUUCACAAAUGUAAUUACUUGACACGGACUUUUAAUAAAUAACCCGAAUGUGGUUGUAGUGAAUGAAGCUAUUAAAGCAUAUUUGCAACCAAAGACAGCUCUACAAAUAUUACAUUUCUCUCACUGUGUAUCUGUAUUCAUGCAUAGCUCCUCUUCCCAUUAUAUUUGCUACCAGCUUUGCCUUUGGGAGCAAAGAUUCCAAAAAUAAAUCAUGUAUGAGCCAUGUUUCUGUUACAUAACUUUGAAAGCAAUUGCUUUUUUCUGAGGUUAUUUUGGUUACUGGAGUAUAGCAUGCAUCAAGACGAUCCUGGAAGCCUCAUCUUGCAUACAGCUAGAGAAAAUUACUUCUACAGGUAGCUACAUGUCUCCCUCAUAAGACAGCCAUUUGUCUUAUCAUUGCAAAGUGAUAAGGGAAUUGAGCUAGGAAGGCUAAAAACUUCUUUUUGUAUUCUGCCUUUGGUCUUUACCUUUUUGAUACCACGGGAGUUUUGCAGCUAGAAUUAAAACAGAAAAUGUGUAGAAAUACUAAAAGCCAUUCUAAUGAAUUUA